Molecule: messenger RNA, 748 nt
Organism: Geodia barretti
Lineage: Eukaryota; Metazoa; Porifera; Demospongiae; Tetractinellida; Geodiidae
Source: the annotation of a GenBank genome assembly
AGAAAACCAGCGAGCGAGCGAGCAAAAAGCAGAACGAACAAGCGAAAGAAGAGAGGAAGACAUGGCGUCGAGGGGCAAGACAGAGACGGACAAGCUGAAGCACAAUCUGGAGGAGCAGCUGGACAGACUUAUGGCUCAGCUACAAGACUUGGAAGACGCCAAGUGAGUGUUAGCGCCUCAGUAGCUAAUCUAUGGUGUGUUGGCUUCUUAGAGAGGCCGUGUACACUGUACUUGGCCUAUAAAAUCUUAUACUACUCUCAGCAGAAUGCAAUGGUGUCAGUAGAGAUUCUGUGCUCAAAUAAAUUAAGAUUUGUGCUCCGUUUUAUAAGAUAUUCUUAUGAAAUGGGUCCUUUGAAUAAAGAAUAUCUCAUUGGACGUCUCUGCGUUUGAAAUGGAGAUGACUUAUUGCACACAACUUGCUCGCUUUGCUAUUGAUGAUAGGACUGUGUUUAAUAAUCGUGCAAUGUUUAUGAUUUCAUGUGUGAGCCUAUGCUUGUAUGUGCAGAUAUGAUGGUAUUAGCAUGUCAAAGUGUGUACGUUUGCACUCUGUGGGUGCUGUGCUGUAGUCUGUGGUUGCAAGUGUUUUGUUGUGUUGUGUGUUUUGCGUCCGUUUGACUGGGUCUCGUGUUGUGUUGUGUUUGUGAAGGAAUUGUAGGCAUUCACACUUACACACUUUGUCGACUUCAUGUUUACUAGUUCACACCUCUUUUGCUCCUCCCUCUCCUCCUUCUCUAGUUAUUACCAGCCU